AUGUCAUGGAAAGAGGAUGUAGCAUACGCUAUGACUCCCAUCAAAUUUUUGACUAUACCCUUGGGUGCUUGGCCCUUGCAGGAAUAUAAUAUGUUCGCUUUAGUGCGUCAUAUCGUAUCUACUGUCGGAUUGGUUGUAGCGGUGGUCGUUCAGUAUUUCGAACUUAAUUACAGUUGCACAGGAGCGUACUCGCAGCUCGACGCUCUGACGGUCUUCACGUGCGGCAUACUCGCUGUAUUAAAAAUAACAUGGUUCCGUAUAUACGCCGAUAAUCUAAUUUGCAAUUAUUCAUCCGCCAUGAGUGAUUAUCGCACGAUCGACAACGAAGUGAAACGUGCUGUUAUGCAAAAACACGCUUUCCUGGGUAGGAUAAUCUGCAUCAUCGCCCUACUUAUCGCUUAUGUUGACUCGGUGAUCUUUAUCGUGGGACAUUCGGCAGCAAGCUCGAAAGAGUUUAAGUUAAACACUUCCAUAGAAGGCCUUCGAUCGGGAUACGCUAUCCCAUCAACGUGCACCUUAGCACACUUUUACAUCUCGCGGAACGCGUUCGUGGUAAUCUUUGGGGUGGAGAGUAUCAUAUUAGUGAUCAUGUGCCUUGGCAAUCAUGGUAAUUAA
Molecule: messenger RNA, 615 nt
Organism: Dinoponera quadriceps
Lineage: Eukaryota; Metazoa; Arthropoda; Insecta; Hymenoptera; Formicidae
Exons: 2
Coding region: 1-615 (204 amino acids)
Source: RefSeq, a predicted model, not a curated record